Molecule: messenger RNA, 1210 nt
Organism: Spirometra erinaceieuropaei
Lineage: Eukaryota; Metazoa; Platyhelminthes; Cestoda; Diphyllobothriidea; Diphyllobothriidae
Source: the annotation of a GenBank genome assembly
AUGGCGGCGAUUCGGAAGGAGCAGCGUCGGGCACUGGAGCCGCUGGAGUACCAACUGGCAACUAAGACUCGUGACCUCCAGGACAUCCUCACAACGCUUAACAAUAAGGUGGGUUGACCGGUGGGUAGCGGUCCAUCUGCAGUAGCUUAGUUAACCUUUCGCCUCUUUCAGGAGUGGUUGUCGUUAUUGUUGGACAGAAAGUCACUCCUCUUGAUACGUACAUCUUGAGGGCGCAGGCCAUUGCUCUCCUUCCUGUCAGAAACCCGGUUCAGCCAAGCCAAUGGCUACCUGAUGUGGCUUGUUGUAGGGAUCGUUUGCUGUAGCUCCUGGCUCCGAAGGUGUACAUCCUCAUCCGCCACCCCGACACACAGAAUGGUACUGGCCUGGUGACGGUGGUAGUGGUUGUAGUGAAGUGCUGAGAGAAUCACUACGCUUUGGGUUUUCGUUUUCCAACCCAUAAUACUAAUAAUAAGGGUUUCAUAUAACAACAUACUAAUAUAUAACAUAAUAUAUAUAAUAUAGAAUCAUAUAAUAAUAAUAAUUUUUUGUAUCCCUUUCCUGCCUUGCCAAUCUGCUCUAACGCUUUUACUCGCCGCCUCUACGGGCAUGUAGUCCCUUCCUGUGCGUUACAUUUUAGUUCAACAUCAUGGAGAAGUCUGUGGAGCAGCUUGCCAGCCCUGGCCGCGACCAACCCCGUGCGCGCCAACUUUUCGUGCAUACGCUCACAGACCUGGGCGUCUCUUUUUUCGCUUUCAUCACAGCUCUCAUCCAAAUACUCAUUCGCUUCCUCAACGCCGGUGCAACCGUAACUCAGAACCGGUAAGUCCGCUGUUAAUACGCCUUCCCUUGAGGACACACAGCUGGCACGGGUGGCAAAGAGCCAAUUUACUUGCCCCUAAGUAUCUUUAGACAGGAACAGGGAGGUAGACAUUAUUGCCAGAGUUUUCCUGACCCGAAAACGAAAAACCCGUGUCUUUGGAGGCGUAUAGUUUGCAAAUGGGAGGAAGACAAGCAGUUACAUAUAUAAGUCAGACUGGGUUUUGGCCGCGGUUUGAUUUAUUACGCCGUUACAGCCCUUCCGGACGUGACUUCUUUUUUCCUCUCUUUUUCUAGUGUUUCCGCCAUCGUCCUAAACAUCAGUCUGCUGUGUGUCUUUUUGGCAGUUUUCCUCUGGGAGCCAGUGUCCCGUCGCUGGCGAAACGAUACCUGA